Molecule: messenger RNA, 1406 nt
Organism: Truncatella angustata
Lineage: Eukaryota; Fungi; Ascomycota; Sordariomycetes; Amphisphaeriales; Sporocadaceae
Exons: 2
Coding region: 211-1101 (296 amino acids)
Source: RefSeq, a predicted model, not a curated record
GCACGUCAUCCCCGCACCUAAGUUGAGGUCCCUGCAUAAUGGGCUUGAAACGGCAAGAAAAAAAAAUUAAGACAGACGUACGACCUGCCUCAAACAGGACAAAAUUCACUCACAGCGCGAACCGUGAUAGAUUGCUCACGUGUUUCUCUUUUUGACAUAAACACAAUACCAAUUAGAAAAACUAUUGAUCUCGAACAACCGAAAGGAAAGAUGGCAGACUCAUCACAACCCCUCCGUAUCGGCUUCGUUCCGGAGCACUUCUCCACACCUAUCCACUUUGCAAAGAAGCACUUCGGGCUCUCCGCUACAUUGAUCCCAUUUCCCUCCGGCACUGGGCACAUGAUCACGGCUCUGCGGGCCGGAGAGAUUGAUGUCGGCAUUGGGUUGACUGAGGCGUGGGUUGCAGGGUUGGGUAAGGAGGACACUCCCGGCGAUGGCGGCUAUAGAAUCGUGGGGACCUAUGUUGAGACCCCUCUUUGCUGGGCGAUCUCUACAGGCGCCAAGAGACCCGAGAUCACAUCUGUCGAGUCCCUGAAGGACUCCAAGAUUGGUAUCUCACGUCUGGGCUCUGGAUCCCAGGUGAUGGGCUAUGUGUUAGCAGACCAGCAGGGCUGGCUCUCGCCUUCCGCAUCGCCAUAUGCGGACUUUGUGGUGUUGCAAACAUUCGACAAGCUGCGUAAUGCAGUCAACGAUGGCACGGCCGACUUCUUCAUGUGGGAGCACUUCACGUCGAAGCGCUACUACGACUCGGGCGAGAUUCGCAGAGUGGGCGAGAUAUACACACCCUGGAGCAGCUGGAAGAUCGUGGCCUCGACGACGACUACGAAACUUGGCAACGACGAGCGGCUAAAGGACCUCUUCAAGAAACUAGACCAGGGCACGAAGUACUUCGUCGAACAUGCCGACGAGGCCGUCAAGUACAUCAGCACAGAGCUGGACUAUUCGGAGGCCGAUGCUCGGGAGUGGCUCACGACCGUCGAGUUUGCAGGGGAGGUGGCGGGAGUCAAUAUUACGGUCAUCGAGAAGUGCAUCGCUGCGUUGAGGAAAGCCGGCGUCUUGAAGGAGGACAAGGGUCUCCGAGCAGAGCAAAUGUUGGUCUAGGAGGGGUUGGGCGAGCAGGUGGCCGUAGCAAGCGAUCAUGUUAUCAAGACGCUCGGUGGGUAGUUUUAUAGUCUCCGGACUACGAUGAAAGGCAUCCAAGCUGCAAGGAGGUUAGAAAUGCCUUUGGCGGACCCUGAUGCAACCAGAUCAGCCAGGACACAGUAGUGAUGUUCAUUGUCAAAGGCACCACGCAUUUAGAAAUCAAGACACUAGACAGGGGAUGGAGCUUUACAACAGAAAAGCUUGGCGAUUAUAGACAAGCCCCCACCAAUCGACCUCCGUGUAGCAUUUUGGUAUGCGAAACU